AUGGAGCACAACGCGGACCGCGAUGAGAUUGUCUCUCAAUUCUGCGCCAUGACUAGGACGGAUCCUCACGAGGCGCAAGGCUAUCUGGCAGCCAACGAGUGGGAUCUCGAAGCCGCAGUCACCGAAUUCUUCGCCGAACAAGAUGAAGCCUCACAGGAUACUGGCGCAGCUGGUGGUGGUCGCCGACUCGGCGCUGAAUCGGAACCCUCUGCCGGCCGUUCGCUUGGUGGCAGCUCCUCUCAGUCCCCCUCCACUACCCCGCAGCCCUCGUCCCGCAGGUCGGCCCCGAAAAAGAAGUUUGCGACCCUGAACGAUUUUGCGUCGGGUGGAGGGGAAUCCUCCGAGGAAGACGAUGCAGUGAACCAAGACUUCUUUGCUGGCGGUGAAAAGUCGGGCUUGGCUGUGCAGAACCCUGAUGAUAUUAAGAAGAAGAUCAUUGAAAAGGCCAAAAGGGCUCAGCCUCCGCCAUCGGAUGAACCCACCAGAAGGUCUUUCUUCACCGGCACCGCACGUACCCUUGGUGGUGAUGAGGCUCCCAGCAGAGUGAUCGAAUCCCCCAGUGCACCUGUCUCGCAGACACCGCAGCGCGUACAUAGAACCCUACACUUCUGGUCUGAUGGCUUCUCGGUUGAUGAUGGAGAGCUGUUCAACUCCGACGACCCCGCCAACCGCGAAAUCCUCGAGGGUAUCCGCCAGGGCCGUGCCCCGCUCUCUAUCAUGAAUGUGCAGGCUGGUCAGGAGGUGGACGUGGAAAUUAAACAGCAUGACGAGAAAUACGUGAAGCCCAAGCCUAAGUACAAGCCCUUCUCUGGGGCUGGACAGCGCCUCGGCAGCCCCACACCUGGUGUGAGAGCACCUGCGCCAGCAGCUGCCCCUACUCCCAGUCAGUCCACCGAGCCAGCCAAGCCGGACAUAGAUGAGUCGCAGCCGACGGUGACUCUUCAGAUCCGCCUUGGAGACGGCUCACGGCUCACUUCCCGGUUCAACACCAGCCAUACCAUUGGUGACGUGUACCAGUUUGUAACCGCUGCCAGCCCUAGCAGUCAGUCGCGUCCCUGGGUAUUGAUGACUACGUUCCCCAGCAAGGAUCUCUCCGACAAGAGUGUUGUGCUGGGUGAAAUGGCGGAGUUUAAGCGGGGCGGCGUGGUGGUACAGAAGUGGCAAUAA
Molecule: messenger RNA, 1167 nt
Organism: Aspergillus tubingensis
Lineage: Eukaryota; Fungi; Ascomycota; Eurotiomycetes; Eurotiales; Aspergillaceae
Product: protein phosphatase regulator SHP1
Exons: 3
Coding region: 1-1167 (388 amino acids)
Biological process (GO): Golgi organization; membrane fusion; proteasome-mediated ubiquitin-dependent protein catabolic process
Cellular component (GO): cytosol; nucleus
Molecular function (GO): ubiquitin binding
Source: RefSeq, a predicted model, not a curated record